Messenger RNA from Entrophospora sp. SA101, 765 nucleotides. NCBI's taxonomy places the organism in Eukaryota, Fungi, Glomeromycota, Glomeromycetes, Entrophosporales, Entrophosporaceae. The record is from the annotation of a GenBank genome assembly.
AUGAAGGAUUUGAUGGAGGAAAAGGUAGACCUAACAAAGGAUUUAAUGCAGGAACUAGCAGAUGUAAAGGAAAAAAAAGAAUGCGAAAAAUCAGAACUAACAAAGGAUUUAAUGCAGAAACUAGCAGAUGUAAAGGAAAAAAAAGAAUAUGAAAAAUCAGAACUAACAAAGGUUUUAAUGCAGAAACUAGCAGAUGUAAAGGAAAAAAAAGAAUGUGAAAAAUCAGAACUAACAAUGGAUUUAAUGCAGAAACUAGCAGAUGUAAAGGAAAAAAAAGAAUACAAAAAAUCAGAACUAUCAAAUAGUAUUACGAAUUUUAAGAAUGAUAUCAAAUACCGCACUGAACUUCUUUUACAAUCAAAAAGGAUGUGUAAUGUGAGAGGUGCCUUAGAGUUCAUCAGAUCAAUGAUUCAAUUGCAGGAUAAAACUACCUCAUUUUGUGAUCCUACAGACAGUGAUUUAAUGAAAUUGGCACAAGAUGCAAAGUUUGUGUCAUAUUUAAAACAAAUAUGUUUAGCUAAUAAUUCUCAAUACAAAGAUGUAGAAAAGUGUAUGGGUGGUCUUUACCAUACUGUAUCAAAACAAUUACAUGGCCAUGAUAAGAAUAUUGAAAUCCAUGCACAGGACUGGAGUGUGAAUGAAGUACUAGCACUAGGUGCUCUUUUUCAUUAUUAUAAUAUUCCAUAUUAUUAUUAUGAUGAAGAGGGACAAUUAACUGAAUACCCUUACAUUUUGCAAAAUAGUUCUGUUAAUGGGAUCUCAUAA